This is a messenger RNA of Neoarthrinium moseri, 1182 nucleotides long. RefSeq lists its product as uncharacterized. Gene Ontology annotation, molecular function: antiporter activity. The record is from RefSeq and is a predicted model, not a curated record. Gene Ontology annotation, cellular component: trans-Golgi network; endosome; Golgi apparatus. The coding region runs from base 1 to 1182 and encodes 393 amino acids. The transcript is spliced from 4 exons. Lineage: Eukaryota; Fungi; Ascomycota; Sordariomycetes; Amphisphaeriales; Apiosporaceae.
AUGCAGACGCCAAGAUCUGCGACCUUUCCCCGGCCGCUGUGGGCCUCGGGGACGAAGAUGCCGGAGCUUCACCCGGCCUUCUACAUCGCAGCGUGGAUAUUCUUCAGUAAUGUCACAAUUUUGUUUAACAAAUGGCUUCUCGAUACUGCCGGGUUUCCCAUCAUUCUCACGACGAUCCACCUCGCGAUGGCGACGCUGCUGACGCAGCUGCUGUCGCGGUUCUCCACUCUGCUGGACUCGCGGCACAACAUCCGGCUCACGGGGCGGGUGUACCUGCGGACGAUCCUGCCCAUCGGGGUGCUGUACAUGCUGUCGCUGGUGUGCAGCAACCUGGCGUACCUGUACCUGUCGGUGCCGUUCAUCCAGAUGCUCAAGGCGUUCGCGCCCGUGUCGACGCUGUUCCUGAGCUUCGGGCUGGGGCUGGCCAACCCGCGCGUCAGCGUGCUGGGCAACGUGCUCGUCAUCGCCGCGGGCGUCCUGCUCAGCAGCCUCGGCGAGGUCCGCUUCAGCUGGCUCGGCUUCGCCUUCCAGAUGGGCGGCACCGUCGCCGAGAGCCUGCGCCUGCUGCUCAUCCAGGGCCUGCUGAGCAAGGACGGCGACGGCGAGGCCGGCGGCGCCGUCAAGGGCAUCGGCAUGGACCCCCUGGUGGGGCUAUACUACUACGCCCCCGUGUGCGCCGUGCUGAAUGGGUUUGUGGCGCUCGUGACUGAAGUGCCCACGUUCGACUGGUCGGACCUGGAGAGGGUCGGCUGGGGCCUGCUGGCAUUGAGCGGACUGGUGGCCUUCAUGCUCAAUGUUGCGAGCGUAUUUUUGAUCGGCCGCACCUCGGCUCUCGCCAUGAAUCUGACCGGCAUCUUCAAGAGCAUUCUGCUUGUGGUGGUGUCGAUGAUGAUCUGGAACACGCCCGUCACGAUGCUUCAGACGCUUGGUUACGCCAUUGCGCUUCUAGGCAUGAUGUACUACUCGAUGGGGCCCGAGGCCGCAAGGAGCCAUCUGGAAGCCUGCAAAGCGUGGCUGAGAGAGAAUACCAACGGAGGUCGGGUCAGAAACCUCUUCACCUCCCCCUAUGAGACGGUCCCAUCGAGUGAUCCGAGGCUUUCUGAUGUCGAGAGGGGUGAGACUGAGCCCAAGGAAGAAGUGGUCGGGGCGGCGGAAAGGGAAAAUGCAGCGGCUUCCAAGUGA